Molecule: messenger RNA, 4864 nt
Organism: Centropristis striata (black sea bass)
Lineage: Eukaryota; Metazoa; Chordata; Actinopteri; Perciformes; Serranidae
Gene: rftn1a
Product: raftlin, lipid raft linker 1a
Exons: 11
Coding region: 1616-3637 (673 amino acids)
Source: RefSeq, a predicted model, not a curated record
UCCUAAAUUGCUUAGCUUCUGUCUUGGUACUCCUGCCUGUUUUUCCAAACUGGGGCUCUCCCGACCUCCAUCUACUGUAGGUACACUAUAGUGCUCCAAGAUCUGGUUAAGAACCGGCUACUGCAACCAUUUAAAUUUUUUUCAUUCGUUAUAGAACAUCAGACAAGCAGGUGUUUAUACCCCUGACCUCCAAACACGUAAAAUGUACACGUAAUGUGUAAUUUCCCUGAAUGUCACAUUGCUUCUCACAUUGGCCCCUAUUGUUAAUGCUAAUGCAGAUUUAUCAAGAACAUAGUUCAUAGGAGGCAGUGGUUUGGGGACAUUAUGUGGAAGAGCAGAGUGGCAUUUCCCCGUAAUUAUUGAGAUGCUUCAAAGUGCAUUACCACACUUUUACCGUGACAACAGAAAAAACUGAUUGGCUGCCAGGUGAAAAUAUUAAACUGGGGGCUAGAGCUGGUCCGUUAAAUCAUCCAGUAUAUUGGCAUUUGAUUGACUUAUCAGUAUCUGUGUAGACAGCAGCUGGUAAAUAACAAGAAAUUGCAGAACAGAAACAUCAAAGAUCUGUUUGAGGUAAUUUAGCAACCGUGUCAUUAUUGCUCACUUUUUUCUCAUCAUAACAGCUGUUGCUACCUGUAGCUAAGCAGCACAGCAGGGGGUUAUGAUUAGUUGGUUCAAAUAUAUAUUUAUUAUUGAUUUAUAGCUGUAAAAACAACAGCGAGGAAAAUAUAAAGUCUUUAGAAGAAGAGAGUUAAAAUGUGAUCUGUUACUAUUGGAGAGCCUCCCUGAUGGUUCUAUCUAUAUUUGCUGUUAAUUUUCCCAAGCCUGUGCACAUGUGUAUCUCUCCCUCUGCAGCGGAUGAAUGCUGCCUCUUGGAAAGCAGACAUCCCCCCUGAGUGGCACGGGAGGUAGCAGAGCAGUGGCAUAGCGCAGACGGAUUAUGCUCUCGCGCAAAUCCGCUGUCAUUUCAAAACUCUCAGUUACAAGAGAUUCUCUAAUGAGAAGCCCUCUGCUACUCGCUGCCUAUCUUCCUCUUCACUCCAUUCUCUCGUUUUCACUUCUUUUAUCCGUCUCUCUCUCCCGUCUCUCCCCGUUAAAUGGAUGUUUUUUGCUGUCAAGGCCUUUUUCUGUCUGUGUGAGAGCAAGUGAGAGAUUCUGUUUGAAGUCAACAUGUAGAGAAAAAGGCCUCGUAUGUUGCAAAAAGGCCUCGAGUGUUGAAGGCACUGGAGUCUCUCCAGCACUACAACCACCUUGGUUUUUUAUUCCACGUCGUGUCCAAUUACAGAGAUGUGUUUCUAAACCAGGCAGACAGAGUUCAUCUGGUAAAGCGAGGCCUUUUGUUUUGAAACAGAACCGUCAGCGCACAAUGAAAAGGAUGAUGAGAUGUUGGAUCAAACAGUAGAGCUGUAGGCUAGUCAAGACCAAGACAAGAACCAAUCAGGUUUUAUUUGAGAGCAAUAAAACCAACUGCCACUAGCGAAAUAUCUCAUGUCGCUUUGCUUGACAGGGCAGGAAAUCAGUCUCAUUUCUGCUUUAAUUCGUUCUGAUCAAACAUGUCGCUCCCAAUCAGCCCCAUUUGAUUAGGAGAUGCCCGUAUCACAGCCCACCAAGCAGAGAUAUGGGGUGUAGGCUUCCUAAGUUGCAGAAGGCAGAGGAAAGGCGAAGCCCAGGCAACAUCUACUCCACCCUUCGAAGGCCUCAGGUGGAGACCAAAGUGGGCGUGGCGUACACCUACCACUUCCUGGAUUUCCUUCUGGGGAAAGAAGAGGUGCCGGUGUCAUCGGUGCUUUGUCUCUCUUCAGUCAGAGAGCUACCAGUUCAGGUCAGGGAACUCUACGCACAGGGUUUUGUCCUUGUUGCCGUCCACCCGUUUGUCCAUCCCUGUGGCCCUCGUCACGCACACAUCCAGCGCCAGCUGCACCGGGCCGUGCUGGUCCGAGAGACGCCAAGUUCAGAGAAAAGCCAACUGAGAUGGGCAAGACAUCGUCUGGAGACAGAUGUGUGCAUGGCGGGUCAUCAGGUUGCUGACCCAGAAGUGAUCCAGAGCUAUGUCAAGAGAAUCCAGGAUGUAGCAGAGCAAGGGGUGAUGUUUGUGGGCUUUCUCCAGCAGCCUGGUGGAGGACCCUGCUACCUGGGGCACUGGGACCCUGAAGAGCUGUCGUCCUUGCAUUCAAGCCCAUCACCCAUACAUCGACACCCCUUCAGCGCCAACACCAGCCCAACAGAUCCCACAGAACCACAUCAAAAUGACACAGAGCCGGACCAUCACCACUAUGAAGAUUUAGAGCAUGAAGAACAUAACACACAGAACCACACGCCAAAAGAACCAGAGUUCAUUGCUCUGAAACCCGUUCAGAGUUCAGAGCUUAACCAAGUCGAGUCUAAAGAGCAAACCCAGACCUUACAGAUCAGCCUCAAAGAGUCACUAGAAUGCACAAACCAACCUCAACCAAGUGUAAACACAGUUCAGUGGUGUUCAGGUGCCGCAGGGAACCAGCUGUGUCCCGGGUCUCCAGAAGAUGCAGGUAUAAUGAGACAUCAGAGAGAAAGGCAAAGUUCAAGCUCCAGCAGUUGGCCCAGCUCUCCAGAACUGGAUCGAAGCCAUGACAGAGAGUCCAGGUCUACCUGCACAAAUGGGCAAAGCAGAAUGAAGACACACAACAACAACCAUAUCCGGCUCAAGAGUUCUGAGAAAGAUAAAGAUGCAACUCCACCACCAGCGCAGGGUAGGAUGCAGCUCUUUGCCUUGUACAACCACACAGAGGAGAUCAACACUUCUCUGAGGUUUUACUCACUCAGGGUGCCACUGCAAGUACAAAAGGAAGCAGGGCAGAUCACAGAAGUCGACACACACUGGCUCGACCACAUGACUCAGCAUUUCACCAGCGGCGCACACCUCAUUGACGGGUUUUUCCACCUUGGAGAUGAUAACGACAAUGGGGUUUCAUGUGUGGACAGCGUGUUCAUCUUCCAGAGCUCUGCAGAGGAGACCACAAACACGUCCUACGAUGCUAUCGUGGUUGAACAGUGGACUGUUGUUGAUGGAGUUGUGGUGAAGACAGACUACAUCCCCUUGCUCCAGUCUCUGGCUCCAUAUGGAUGGAGGCUGAUGUGUGUGUUACCUACACCAAUUGUCAAGACCAACAGUGACGGGAGUUUGUCGACCAAGCAAAUCCUCUUCCUUCAGAGACCCGUUUUGCAGCGCAAGAGAAAAGACUUCAAGAUGCUGAACCUCAGGGGUCGCAGCAAGGCAAAGAAAAAAUCUACCGGAGAAACGGAAGAGGAGAGGGAGAACAUGUCCCCUCUGAUGGAGACGGAGAUGGACAGGUUGAGGAGAAACACAGAAGAGGAGGAUGAAGAGGCAGAGGGGAGGAAGAGCAGGGACAGCGGAAGGAGCGAGGGAGGUGGACCGGAGAGGGGAGAGGAGGCGCGGCAUCAAAGGGGCUUCUCGUUCCUAUCGGGGAGCAGGGCUUCUGUCGAGGAGCAGGAAGAGGAAACCGACAUUGACGAGAUCCCGCUGUCGGAGCAGGAGCAGUCAGUGAGAUGGACAGAUGUGUGUCAGAGAGAUGACGGAGGGGUCAAGGAGGAGGUGAGGACGGAGGAGCGGAUCAAACAGCAGCUGUUUUCCGGCGUCUGUUGACACAUUGGGCACAAAGCAGGCGAGCUGAGGCCUGUUUAGUUUGUCAAAAAAUGCCUUUAAAAUCAUGUUGAUCUGGAUUUUUUAGCUCCUCUGACAACCCGGAUGUAGUCAGUCAUACUGUUACUAGUCAUCAUGUACUGUUACCUUUGUUUCAGUCUGCUCUGUUUAGAGCGUUAACACUGUUGAGGUCGUAGCUCCCACAUAUGGGAAAGUGUUGUGCAGUUCUCUGCUGUGGGUCAGUGUUGCUAUUUGAUGUAUCCUUAUAUGGGAUGAAACUGUGCAAGGCCAAUAGAGUACAACCUACAGCACGUCUCCAGUUCAAGCCUUAAGUGUUAUUUUCUUGCCCAUUGUUGUAUUUUACUACUUUCUUGUAAUAGGUCUAUUAAAAGGGAGUACUGAUUUCACUGAGCUCACUGUAUUUUUAUAUGUAAAGUAUAUAAUUUAAAAUAGAAACAUGAGGGGAAAAAGUUGUACGUAGUUGAACGCAUUAGAGCCUGACCCAUACAUCUGCAUGGGCCAAUUUUUCAUCAGUUUAUUUUUAAAUUGUAAAAUAUUUCACUCAAUGCUGUAUCUGGGUCACAACUUACAUUCAGAGCAAUUCAUUCUGAGCCGGGAUUGGCCACACGCAGCUCUCUUCAGGAUGUCAUCACUCCACUUUAUCUUUACAUAGUAAAUAUUUGUUUACUGCCAUAAGUGUUUAUAUAAGGGAUACUCAUCAAAAAUAUUUGUUAGAAAAAUUAAUAUCUGGCUGAUUUUUUAAAAUUCUGUUAGUAUCGGCCAGGCUCUACACGACACUGAGAUAUUAGAUGGCCUUAACUUUAAAGGGUCAGUUCAUGUAAAUUACAAAAAAGAAUUAUGUCACUUAGCUCUAGUUGACUCUAGAUAGUUUUGUUUCUGUUUGGCCAGGCUUUGAGAUAUCCAUCUUUUUUCAUUUCAGUACUAUGGAGUUGAAAGGAAUUUUGUCUAUGGCGCUCAUUGCAUACAUAAAAUUAAAUUUAGGAGACGGAUAUCUCAAUUCAAAAAAGGUCUACUUGGUUAGAUAAUAGGUGAGGAAAAUAGCCUUUUGUAAUUUGGGAGAAAAGACCGUUAAAAGGGUUCUUCUUUGAAAAAUGUUUGAAUUAGAAAUCAACUAUUUGACUUAUUUCCUGGACCAACUGUGUCGUGUCUAAGUAGUGUGAGAUGUGAGUCUUCAUAUAAAAGCAGAGGUCAAUAAAGUGUUAAAAAACA